This is a messenger RNA of Meriones unguiculatus (Mongolian gerbil), 8050 nucleotides long. It is a transcript of the gene Cdh6, whose product is annotated as cadherin 6. Lineage: Eukaryota; Metazoa; Chordata; Mammalia; Rodentia; Muridae. The record is from RefSeq and is a predicted model, not a curated record. Gene Ontology annotation, molecular function: cadherin binding; calcium ion binding. Bases 275 to 2647 code for a protein of 790 amino acids. The transcript has 12 exons. Gene Ontology annotation, biological process: multicellular organism development; cell morphogenesis; adherens junction organization. Gene Ontology annotation, cellular component: plasma membrane; adherens junction; catenin complex.
CGGAGCCGUAACCUUCCCAUCCCGAGAGCUGCAGUUCCAGCUACAGCAGCAAGAAGCACAGAGCCAGCGACCGUGGCGGAGGCAGGAGCAUCCUGGGCGAGUGGCAGGGUGUCCCCGGGAGCCGGAAGGCGAACAGAGAUACCCUCUGAAAGCCAAGCAGAGAUCAUUAAGGAAGAGAGGAGGAAUGAGCCUGGACCUAGUGCCCUGAGAAGAGCUGCAUUAAGGAAAGGGGAACUCAACACCCAGAGACUCGACUGCCUGCCUUGCCAUCAGCAUGAGAACUUACCGGUACUUCUUGCUGCUCUUUUGGGUCGGCCAGCCCUACCCAACUUUCUCAAGCCCGUUAUCUAAAAGGACUAGUGGCUUGCCAGCAAAGUGGAGGGCCCUGGAGCUCUCCGCACACAGCAGGAAUGAGCUGAGCCGUUCGAAAAGGAGCUGGAUGUGGAAUCAGUUCUUCCUCCUGGAGGAAUACACGGGAUCCGAUUAUCAGUAUGUGGGCAAGUUACAUUCAGACCAGGAUAGAGGAGAUGGAUCACUUAAAUAUAUCCUUUCAGGAGAUGGAGCAGGAGAUCUCUUCAUUAUCAAUGAAAACACAGGCGAUAUACAGGCCACCAAGAGGCUGGACAGGGAAGAAAAACCUGUUUACAUCCUUCGAGCUCAAGCAAUCAACAGAAGGACAGGGAGACCCGUAGAGCCUGAGUCUGAAUUCAUCAUCAAGAUCCAUGACAUCAAUGACAAUGAGCCAAUAUUCACCAAGGACGUUUAUACAGCCACAGUCCCUGAGAUGGCUGAUGUUGGCACGUUUGUGGUCCAAGUCACUGCAACUGAUGCUGAUGACCCAACAUAUGGGAAUAGUGCUAAGGUUGUCUAUAGCAUCCUGCAGGGACAGCCCUACUUCUCAGUGGAGUCGGAAACAGGUAUCAUCAAGACAGCGUUGCUCAACAUGGAUCGGGAAAACAGAGAGCAGUACCAAGUGGUGAUUCAAGCCAAGGACAUGGGCGGCCAGAUGGGAGGACUGUCGGGGACCACGACCGUGAACAUCACGCUGACAGAUGUCAAUGACAACCCACCCCGUUUCCCCCAGAGUACAUACCAGUUUAAGACCCCGGAGUCUUCUCCACCGGGAACGCCAAUUGGCAGGAUCAAAGCCAGUGAUGCUGAUGUGGGAGAAAAUGCAGAGAUCGAGUACAGCAUCACAGAUGGGGAGGGACAAGAUAUGUUUGAUGUCAUCACCGACCAGGAAACCCAGGAAGGGAUUAUAACUGUCAAAAAGCUCUUGGACUUUGAAAAGAAGAAAGUGUACACCCUCAAGGUGGAAGCCUCCAACCCCCAUGUCGAACCCCGAUUCCUCUACCUGGGUCCCUUCAAAGACUCGGCCACGGUGAGAAUUGUGGUAGACGAUGUGGAUGAGCCUCCCGUGUUCAGCAAAAUGGCCUACAUCCUACAAAUACGAGAGGAUGCUCAGAUAAACACAACCGUAGGCUCUGUCUCAGCUCAGGAUCCUGACGCUGCCAGGAAUCCCGUCAAGUAUUCUGUGGAUAGACACACAGAUAUGGACAGGAUAUUCAACAUCGAUUCUGGAAAUGGUUCGAUUUUUACAUCGAAGCUGCUCGACCGGGAAACACUGCUGUGGCACAACAUCACAGUGAUAGCGACAGAGAUUAAUAAUCCAAAGCAAAGCAGCCGAGUGCCUCUGUAUAUCAAAGUUCUUGAUGUCAAUGACAAUGCCCCAGAAUUUGCUGAGUUCUAUGAAACCUUUGUCUGUGAAAAAGCAAAGGCAGAUCAGCUGAUUCAGACCCUGCAUGCCGUUGACAAGGAUGAUCCUUACAGUGGACACCAAUUUUCCUUCUCCCUGGCCCCAGAAGCAGCCAGUGGCUCAAAUUUUACCAUACAAGAUAACAAAGACAACACCGCAGGAAUCCUAACUCGGAGAAAUGGCUAUAACAGACACGAGAUGAGCACCUAUCUCCUGCCUGUGGUCAUUUCAGACAACGACUACCCAGUCCAAAGCAGCACUGGGACAGUGACUGUCCGGGUCUGUGCAUGUGACCACCAUGGGAACAUGCAGUCGUGCCACGCCGAGGCCCUCAUCCACCCCACGGGGCUGAGCACAGGGGCUCUGGUGGCUAUCCUCCUGUGCAUCGUGAUCCUACUAGUGACAGUGGUGCUGUUCGCAGCUCUGAGGCGGCAGCGAAAGAAAGAGCCUUUGAUCAUUUCCAAAGAGGACAUCAGAGAUAACAUUGUCAGUUACAACGACGAAGGUGGCGGAGAGGAAGACACCCAGGCCUUUGAUAUCGGAACCCUGAGGAACCCCGAAGCCAUGGAGGACAGCAAAUCUCGCAGGGACAUUGUGCCUGAAGCUCUUUUUCUACCGCGACGGACUCCAACAGCUCGCGACAACACGGAUGUCAGAGAUUUCAUUAACCAAAGGUUAAAGGAAAAUGACACAGACCCAACAGCCCCUCCCUACGACUCCUUGGCCACCUACGCCUACGAAGGCACCGGCUCAGUGGCCGACUCCCUGAGCUCGCUGGAGUCAGUGACCACAGAUGGAGACCAAGAUUAUGACUAUUUGAGUGACUGGGGCCCUCGGUUCAAAAAGCUGGCAGAUAUGUACGGAGGGAUGGACAGUGACAAAGAUUCCUAAUCUGUUGCCUUUUUCGUUUUCCAAUAUGACACUGGAAUAUGUGACGUGGCUAUUCCUUUCUAUUUAUCCACUAUUCCGUGAGGGGUUCUCUGUUGUACCCAUUCCAAAAGCCAAUGGCUGCAGUCCGUGCGGAUCCAACGUUAGAGACUUGUUUUCUAGUACACUUUUAUGAGCUUCCAAGAGGCAAGUUUUUAUUUUUUAGUUCUUGCAGUUAACCAAGUUAGCCGAGCAGGCACGCAGCGGGAGGCGAGGAGGGAACAGCGUUUUCCCUUGGUUCUCUUAUGGCGGGUUGGCCACACAGUCCUUACUGCUGGCCUGGACUCCACUUUUGCUCAUGGCCUCCUGUCAGACCAAUGCUCCAACUGUACAUUUCACAUGCUAAUGGGAAAAGGGAUCACUUUAAUGGUAAAAAUAUAGUUUUAGUAUAUUUAUAAAAAAAAAAGUGGAAGGAACAAUCGGGAAAUUGCUCCUGGUCUGUCAGCAAUCAAGGAGAUAAUUAGCUACGAAAGGGUUUGUAAGGGUGUACGUGUGUCAGAGAUUUCAAAGUGGCAUCUGGGGCACUCUGUCUGUACCGGAAGAGAUGUUUCUGGCACCGAUAACUACUCAUAAAAUUAAAUCCUUCCGUGUUUUAGGAUGACUUGAAGCAAAUCAAAUGGUAACCUUCAAAGACGGUAACAAAAACGAGGCUCUGUUCCUUGAUACUCAUGACUUUUUGCAUGUGAGAAACGUGAAAGGUCACCAUCACACCAAACAAAGGGAAAAGGACAAAUAGCUUGAAAAAAUUAACAAAGGAAAUAUUUAGCAGAUUCCGAAGUUUUGUGCCACCAACUGUAUCACAGAUCCCUUAAUUCUUUCAACAUCAGUAAACUAAUGAGAAAUAAGUCUAAUCAUACAAAAGUUCUUGAGAGAAUUUCUGAGGCAAAUGUUAACUCUGUCUAUAGUUGUUGUCACUAUUACCCUACUAUACCCAAGAGUAGCAGUGUGAAGUUCAAUAAUCCAUAUUCUUCAAAUAUUUCUUAUAUAAUUAACUUGACUUAGUAUGGUUAGAUUAAAUAUCCCCACCCUAGAGUUCAAGGGGAAGGUUAGACCCAGCCACAUUUGAACCUAACCCCUGCCCUUUGCCUUAGGAGACACUGUAUACUUUCACCGCAACAAGGGAAAUAAAUGAAUGGUGCUGAGAUGUUGGUGCGAAACUGCAUUUCAUAUUUUUGAACUGCUCACAAAAGAAGAGCUUGGAUUUUCUUCAGCAAGAGUGCUUAAAGCUCUUGUUAAAGCAGCAGUUGAUUCCAAAAGUAGUCAUAGUUUCCCGCUGUUUUUAGGUUGGCUUCUGUAGCAAUAUGGCCAUCUUCAUCUUUGAAAUGACGAUAAAGUAAUGGUCUCAACUAUGACAGAAAAGUAAUAUAAAAUCCAUCCAAUCUAUUAUUGCUCUAAUUAUGCAAUUAGUCUCCCUUAGUCAGUUAUUAUCCAGGGGACCCAAUUGAACCAAGCUAAUCCUUCUGGCAGGUUCAAAUCAUUUAUUUCAUAUGGCCAUUCUAAUGACUCUCAUCAUUAGAAUCUCACAUUCAGCAGUCAUCAGAAAUUUCCAAAGUACUGCAAUGAAAACAUCCUCAUUUGAAAACCUAUAAAGGCUCUGUACAUACAUAUAUAAUAUAUACUUAAGACUGUGCUCACUUCUCUUAUUAGUCAUAGGAAUUUAUUUUCAAUUAAUGUUCAUUCUACAGAGAUAAUCUUAAUAUUAUUUUCAUUUCAGGGUAGUGCUUUAUGAACACUUUUUGUGUUUAGAAGCACACUGUUGUUUAGCUGACUUUUAAGUAGGUAUGGUACCCAGGAAGUAAAGGUGGCACCUGGACAACAAGAGAAACGUGGUAUUUGGAUUACGGUUAAAAAAAAAAUUACAACCACAUUGCCCUUUGUAUUCCCUGAAUGGUUUUCUGUUUGUGAUGGAAUGCCCUGAAGAGUAACAAGUAUAUCAUGGUUGGGCUACUACUAGCUUGUAGGGUUUUAUUUUCUAAUUCUUCAUAUGCACACACAACACACACACACACACAGGAAUGCAAAUAAAUGCUACAAGAUGGCUUCACUGAAAUGGGCCAGUGUGUAUUAUAUUCACAGGUAAGUAUCAAAAAACGAUACCCAAGGAAGGUUAACAAGAGUUACUGGACAUAACACAAAAACAGCACCUUACAUGGUUUAUUGUAAAAAUGAGGUACUCUGCCUUGCAUCUUACAUCAUGUGACAAGUUGAACCAAGAAACAUAGUUCUUAAAAAGAAAGGUAUCAUCAAAAGUUGCUCUUUUAAGCUUUUGGUGUUAAAUUUCCAAGAGUUGACAAUAGCAAUUUCCAACAUUUUGGGAUAAAGUUGACCUCUCCUCUGACUGCAAGUGUUUAUUGAAAGGAAGUUGAGCUAUCUGAGCUGUAAUUGGCCAAAGUAUUUUUAUCUCACCCUGAAGAAUCACACGUUAUACCAAGAAUAGAUGUGUAUGACUCAAUAUUAAAAUAACUGUUUAAUGUCUCAUCACAAAGAUUGUUGGUGAAGCAAAUCUAUGAGAAACUAAAUUAUUUGAGCCCUGGAGGUGUCAGCUUCAGAGGAGCACUUUCCUCUACGAAUCAUCACAAAGAAUGAGCACCCCAGCCCACCUAUCUCUGCAGCUUUUCUUCCCACCAAAACACCAGGUCAAGAGGCUCCCCAUGGGCAGAUUUCUUUCUGUGAUAAGUCUUAAGCCAACAUGAAAUGUUGUUCUUGGUGGGGGCGUGGUUUUCAACUCAGCUUUCAUAUUAUUUGUGUCUUGAUCUUAGACACAGGCAAUGAGGCUGGCAGGAGGGUGGGAUGGGUCCAACUUUAACAUUUGCUUUGUUGAACAUAAGCAGAUUGGUUAGCAUAAGGGGUUGUUUCAGGAGCCCUGACGCCUGUCUAACUUUUCUUUAAACCUCUUUUCAACAGUUUCUUCAAACCUCUUACGAUGCUUCCUAUAAUAAGCCGAGAUUUUUAAAGAACAUUGAGCCAUUGUGCAUGAGGUUAAAACUUCCUCACUUUAUAUCAACUUUCUUCAAAAAAAUCUGAAAACUCAAAUAGGUAAAUACAUCAAAUAGAAAAGGUGUGAGGACAGUUUCAUAAGACCCUAAGAGAAAAAAAUCUGUGCACUGUAAAUACAACUUCCCUAGUUUUACAUUCUGGAGUUUCGGCUAGAGAAUCACUCUAUUUUCAGAUGGAACAAAGCUGGUGAUUUCAUUUUAACUCAGGAUAAAAAUAUGUGGCUUAGUUCUCAUUUCCACUUCGCAAAGUGUUAUACAAGAAACUGACUCUGGAUCUUAAAAGCACCCAAGUUUUAAGAAACCAAAAUAACUUUCUAAUUUCCGUUUCCGUUAUGUAAUUUAUAUGUCCCAUGUUCCUGAACAGUAGUCUACAUAGAAUGCUUUAUCCUGGCACAGGUAUUUCCUUGAGGACAGUGAUUUAUAAACUAGCAAUGGGACAUUCUUAGAUUCUGUAGACCUGAACACCAUCCAUAGAAACACACAUCUAAAAAGAAAGAGCAGAGUUCGUUCCUGGGUGUAAGAUAAGUAUUUGAAUGAGAUGCUUGUCUUUACCAAAUAAAUCCAUUGACCUCGGGAAUUCUGCCACCAAAUAAGUUUUCUUAGCCCCAGAUGACUAGGUUUCAAGCAGCAUAAUUGCUUUGGAAGAAUACUAAAAAGUCAAAAUCUCUGACAUUUUGAAGGACAUUUUUUUUAAUCACUUUAGUGUAAUUUUAGUUUUUGCUUCUUCUAGAUGAGAUGAUUUUUUUAAUUGUAGACAGGGGCUCAAGGUACAGGCAGCUCACUGUAUUUAAAUUAACACUAUACCCAACUUUCUUUAUCAGAUCACACAAGAAGAAAGAUUAAUAACUAGUGUGUGAGUUUUCCAGGAAGGCAGGCUACUCCCUAGGCUCUGACAAGCAUGUUUCCUUUGCAGAGAAUGGAAUUACACGGUGGGCUCCUCAGAGUUCAGUGAGCAUCAUGGUUGCAGCAUUGUAAAUCUUCCUUUGACAUCUUUGUGGAAUAAUUUUCAAAAGGGAUAAUUCUCCACUGAGAACACUAGACUCUGACUAUAUUUAAUGUGAAGAGCAAAACCCUCUUAGAAAGCAAAUACAUUGGCUCACACACUUGUUAAAAGUUAAUAAAGAGAUAGCUCAUUUUUAAAGCCUAGAGUUUAUGGUCUCUGCAUCAUCGACUUAAUUUAAGCAUUGCUGAGACAAUCUUUAAUCUCCCCAUUUUGUAAUACCUUAUUUAUGAUGCAUUCUCAUUUUUUAAUUUGGGGGGAACGUUAGCCUGACAGAGCCAGCAGAUGAAAGUGUUAAAAGGAGGUCAAAUGGAAACAAAGGCUAUUACCCACCAUAUUUCAGACAGUACGGAGGCACUUAGCCGGCGACUCACCCGGUUAUUAGAUUAAUUACAAAAGACCUUUUACAAGUUGCUUAAUUCCAUUAAAAAAAAAAAAAAAGAAGAAAGAAAAAAAAACUCACCGGCCACAAACUCAAAUUUCCUUUCAAAAUGAGGUUAUUUGACAAAUGAGGCAUGGACUCGGUGUUGCAGAAGACGCAUCCCGCUGUAAUGAGAGCUUGGUCUUUCUUGUGAGGCUAUGCUAUUUAUGUAAAUAUAUACGCACCUUCUGUAAGCUUUUAGUUUUCUAUGAUCUAUUAGUUUAGUGUUUAUUAAAAAAAAACAUAUGUGGAGUCACUCGGCACUCACAGGGAAUGCUUAUGCAGCAAACGUCUAAUAGAUCUGCUCAGAAGAAACACAGGAACACUUCAAACCCACUGCUGUUCUCUUUGCAAUUAUUUUCACUGCUUUAAAGGAAGCUGCAUUAGAACAGGCCUUGUAAUAAACGCUGUUCGCGUCUCCAGUAAUGCCAAGCUAAGGCGGCCUGGCGUUCUCCUACUGUGACUUGUGAUUUCUAAACAAAGAAAAUAAAGGCUUCUGGUACGGAUUGUCCUUAAUUAAAAAACAAUUCAAGUUUAAAUCGAAGCUUAUGCCACACUUUGAAGCCCAACUGGCUGGAAUCCUCUAUCGGUUCAUGUCUCUGGCAAGAUGAAAGGGUGGGGGAACCGAUCGGGCUGGCUUCCAACAUGUGUCUAGCUAGGCAGUUCUUCUGUAACCUUACACUUUACAUGGCAAAGUUUCUGUGUUAAAAGAAUAAGGUGGAAACAGUGACCCUUUAGCUCAGUGUGGCUGGGCCUUGUGUUGUAGUCAAAUGAUAGAUAAUACACUCCUUGACAUGGCUCCUUUUAUUUGGUUUUCUUUUCUUAGUCUUAUAAAUUUGAAAAGAAUGCAACUUUAAAAAGUGAUUUCUCACAAAGAGUAAAUAUGCCUUUUGCAAAUCAAUUUUUGUAAUGUUAUUUAUAUGAUAUUACUUAAUAAACUGGUUUUUUUU